Messenger RNA from Oppia nitens, 4421 nucleotides. RefSeq names its product regulator of nonsense transcripts 1-like (gene Upf1). Gene Ontology annotation, cellular component: cytoplasm. NCBI's taxonomy places the organism in Eukaryota, Metazoa, Arthropoda, Arachnida, Sarcoptiformes, Oppiidae. The record is from RefSeq and is a predicted model, not a curated record. Gene Ontology annotation, biological process: nuclear-transcribed mRNA catabolic process, nonsense-mediated decay. The coding region runs from base 510 to 3956 and encodes 1148 amino acids. Gene Ontology annotation, molecular function: RNA binding; hydrolase activity; zinc ion binding. The transcript has 5 exons.
UAGUAAGACUUAAAUGCAAACUACAGUUUACAGUCUAUAUAAUAAAUAUGACAUCAAUUUGUAUGCGCUUUUGAAUACUGUAUAGACAUAUGAUAUGAAUGAAUAUAACAACAAUAGUGGCCAACAAUACUAUUUAGUGGUCGUCACGAGUGUCUUGUAUUGACCGCACAAUUGUUGGCCAAAUUCGAUGAUCACAUGUAAUGAUUGAUCCAUUGAAUGCAUUAAAUGAUUGCAAUAUAUAUAACUGUAUUUACAAUGAAAUCGUCAGUCAUAUAGUCAUAUGACUCGAAAGACAAACUGUUAUGUCAUUACAUUUGGAUUUUAUUUUAUUCAGUGACGAGACGUUUCCCACCAAUCAAUCAUCCAAUCACUGGAUUCAGUCAUUUAGUUAAUUAAUUUAUUUAAUUAAUUAAAUAUAAUUAUUAAAUAAUUUUGUUUUAUUUGGAUAUUAAUCGUAUUAACUGACGAAAGCAUAGUCGUUGUCGUCGUGCAUAGGUUUGUGUCCAUCGAUGUUACCAGUUAUGACCGAUACGUAUGGUCUGAGUUCAGGCGGAAAGUCGCAAACAUUGACUUUUUUGGAUCCUGAAGAAGCCAACGAUCUGUUGGGUGCCGACACACAGGGAUCAGAGUAUGAUUUCAAUGAUUUUACAUUACCGUCUCAAUCGCAGGCCAGUCAGUUGGACAGCAAUUUAUCCCAACGAACGAGAGACACACCAUUAACCAAUGGUUUGUCGUCAAACGUAACACAAAUAACCAAUUCAUUUGGUGAUCUGAACUUUGAAGAGGAUGACGAAGACCAGUACUUUAGUAAAGCACUUCCAGAGCACGCCUGCAAGUACUGUGGUAUUCACGAUCCGAGUUGUGUUAUUCAAUGCAAUGUCUGCAAGAAAUGGUUUUGCAAUGGAAGAGGCAAUACAUCUGGAAGUCAUGCGGUCAACCAUUUGGUGAGAGCCAAACAUAAAGAGGUGACACUUCAUAAGGACGGACCGCUUGGCGAGACAUUGCUCGAGUGCUAUAGUUGUGGCUGUCGUAAUGUAUUUGUUUUGGGUUUUAUACCGGCAAAAGCCGAUUCAGUGGUCGUAUUGCUGUGUCGUCAACCCUGUGCCGCUCAAAGUAGUCUCAAAGACAUGAACUGGGAUCCAGACCAAUGGAAACCACUUAUCAGUGAUCGUACGUUUCUGUCGUGGCUUGUGAAGGUUCCCACGGAACAGGAUCAGCUCCGAGCCCGACAAAUAACAGCUCAGCAAAUCAACAAAUUGGAAGAGCUUUGGAAAGAGGGCAACAUUGAGGCGACAUUUCAAGAUUUGGAAAAGCCUGGAGUCGAUGAAGAGCCACAACAGGUGCUACUGAGAUAUGAAGACGGAUAUCAAUAUCAGAAUAUCUUUGGACCGUUAGUUAAAUUAGAGGCCGAUUACGAUAAGAAGCUGAAAGAAUCGCAAACACAGGAUAACAUUGAAGUUCGUUGGGAUAUCGGUCUCAAUAAGAAAAUUAUCGCAUUUUUUACUAUUGCAAAAUCGGACACUGAUAUGCGUCUCAUGCACGGCGAUGAACUCAGGUUAAGAUAUUUAGGCGAAUCAGUGAAGCCGUGGUCAGGUGUCGGACACGUCACUAAAAUACCCGACAAUUUUAGCGAAGAAGUCGGUAUUGAAUUGAAAAGCAAUGUCGGAGUUCCUACAGAUUGUAUCACCAAUUUUGUUGUCGACUUUGUAUGGAAAUCAACUUCAUUUGAUAGAAUGCAGGGCGCGUUACGCAAGUUUGCAAUGGACGAGUUAUCUGUUUCGGGUUAUAUCUAUCAUAAACUACUUGGCCAUGAAAUUGAAGACGUAGUGAUGCGCUGUUCACUACCUAAACAAUUUUCAGCUCCCAAUCUGCCAGAACUCAAUCGAUCGCAAGUCUACGCUGUAAAACAUUCAGUCCAGCGGCCACUAUCGCUAAUUCAAGGCCCGCCCGGAACUGGCAAAACGGUGACAUCGGCAACAAUUGUCUAUCAUUUGGUCAAAACUGGAAAUACACCGGUUCUGGUGUGCGCGCCGAGUAACAUAGCUGUCGAUCAAUUGACCGAAAAGAUACACAAAACUGGUCUCAAAGUGGUUCGUCUGUGCGCUAAAAGCCGUGAAGCCAUCAAUUCUCCCGUUUCUUUUCUGGCUCUUCACAAUCAGAUUCGCAAUAUGGAAGGUCAUACAGAAUUGCAUAAACUUCAGAUGCUUAAGGAUGAAACGGGAGAAUUGUCGUCUGCCGACGAAAAAAGAUAUCGAUUAUUGAAGAAGGCGUGUGAAAGGGAACUGUUGGAAGCGGCAGAUGUCAUAUGCUGUACGUGUGUCGGAGCCGGAGAUCCGCGAUUGACUCGCUUUAAGUUUCACUCGAUUUUGAUCGACGAGUCAAUGCAGGCCACAGAACCCGAAUGUAUGGUUCCCGUUGUGUUGGGCGCAAAACAAUUGGUAUUAGUCGGCGAUCACUGUCAGUUGGGACCAGUAGUCAUGUGCAAAAAGGCGGCACGAGCUGGUCUGUCGCAGUCAUUGUUCGAACGACUAGUAGUUCUUGGAAUACGUCCGCUUCGUCUCGAAGUUCAAUAUCGUAUGCAUCCAUCGCUUAGCAAAUUCCCAUCAAAUUUCUUUUACGAGGGCUCACUACAGAAUGGUGUCUACGCUGACGAUAGAAAGAUGACAGGAAUUGACUUUCCAUGGCCUCAACCCGACAAACCAAUGCUUUUCUACUGCUGUCAGGGACAGGAAGAGAUUGCCGGCUCGGGAACAUCGUAUUUAAAUCGUACCGAAGCAUCGUUUGUCGAAAAGAUAACGACUCGAUUUCUAAAAGCUGGUGUCAAACCGGAACAGAUAGGCGUUAUUACUCCUUAUGAAGGACAGCGCGCAUAUCUUGUCCAAUACAUGCAAUAUAACGGCUCAUUUCAUGCAAAACUAUACCAGGAGAUCGAAGUUGCGUCAGUUGACGCCUUUCAGGGCCGAGAAAAAGACAUUAUCAUAAUGUCUUGCGUCCGAUCCAAUGAACACCAGGGCAUCGGUUUUCUCAACGAUCCGCGACGUCUUAAUGUUGCUCUGACCAGAGCUCGCUAUGGUAUUAUAAUUGUCGGUAAUCCUAAAGUGCUUUCAAAGCAACCUCUUUGGAACCAUUUGUUGACGUUUUAUAAGGAAAACAAAGUGCUCGUCGAAGGACCGCUCAAUAAUCUGAAGGAAAGUUUGAUUCAAUUUAGUAAACCACGAAAAAUGGUUAAUUCAUUGAAUCCUGGAUCGCAUUUUAUGUCAACAGCUAUGUUUGACGCGAGAGAAGCCAUGAUUCCCGGCAGUGUUUAUGACCGAUCUGGUAAUGGCCAACACUAUAACAAUGCCAUGCAUUUGAAUUCGGGAGCAAACAACUCGCAUAAUCCAUACUAUAGACCGCACGACCAGUUGUCAUAUAUCAGUCAAGAUCGAGCUCACGCCAAUCCAUCGUUGACCAGUGCCCUACCGGUGCCAAUAGGAAUGUUUAUGAAUAUGCCACACAUUCCACCGAGAUUUUAUAAUCAACAGAUGACUGGAACACGUCAGCCACCAGUUACUACUGGCAAGGGUUUCGGCGGCAAAGGUUCGGCUGUUGGCCGAAACAAGAGCACGAAUCGUCGUUUUAAUAGCAAGAAUGAUAGUGAUUACUACCCGAACAGUCAACCGGCCAGUCAGGACACAAGUUUGGGCGGAUCAUCGUUAUCUCAGGGACCACUGACACAGGGACAGUUGUCUAUGAGUCAAAUGAGUCAACCGCCUUAUUCCAGUCUAUCGCAGACCGGCCUAUCCCAGGCCUGCCUCUCGCAGACUGAGCUCUCACAGGAUCCGUAUUCAUUGGAAGACUUGAGAUCACAGGCUGAAGGCUUGUUAUCCCAGGACUCCAGUUAUCAAACUACUAACGACCGGAACACAUAUUUUAUGGCCUCACAAAUGGGCGCACAGUAUUCACAGCCCUACUGACCCCCGAAAUCGUAUGAAUUUAAAAACAAAACAAAACUGAUGGCACUUUAAUGGGUGUAAUAAAUACAAUGAGUACACAAAAUAAAGUGAACCCACGAAUUGAAAAGAUAACGCGUUUCAUAAACUAAAUUAUGGGAUUUCGACGGUCGACGUAAAAAAAAGACUAAAUAACUUCACCGAUCAAUUCAAUCAAACAAACAAAACCAAAUCAACCACUUUGUCAGUCUCUGUCUCUGAAAAAAAAUUACAAUUUAAAACAAAAAUCGCUGCAAAAUCAAUAGGCAAUUGACAACGCUAUUAGCAAAUUGCAAAAAAUGUGUUUUAUGUUGAAAUCAUUUGAUUUUAAUUGCAUGUGAAUUAUAUAAGGAAAAGAAAAGCAAAGAUUUUACAACAAAUUUUUAAUUUUGAUGACAAAUAUAUAUACAUUUAUAAUAUCUUCUAAUGUAAUUAAAAUCAUAUAACAAA